UACAAGUCUGCGAAAGCCGCGCUGUUGCUGGACAUGGCCACCACUAUUUCCCUGGUUGAUCCGGCUAGGAGUAAUAAGUUGACGCAGGUCAAGACAAAUGGAUAUAGCAAACCUGAAAAGCGCAAGCGAAGCGAAGCGCAUCCGGAUGCAGCUUCGGAGAACCCAAGCGAACACCUUAAGAAGAAGGCCAAGAAGAAGGUACUGAAGACGGAUCAAAACGGCUCAGCAGAUGCAGACCAUGUACCGGCCCCAAGUGCUGCGACUGUGCAGGCCGCAUCUGCGAAGGCGUCUCAGUCACGGCCCGCAGAAACCGACAGUAAGGUGAACGGCGACUCCACGCUCAAGAGAAGUAAGAAGAUGCGAAAUCACGAGAGCGGGGAGAACGACGACCCAGUCACCGUUGAGCCUUCAGAAAAGAAAGUAAAGCCGAGCAGGAGCGAGACCGUUCGAGUGGAGGAGAAGCCCACAGCCACAGCACUGUUAGAAAAGCCCAAGAAGAAACGGAAGAAAGAAAUAAACACCACCCUUGAUGUUGGGCCCGCUACUGCGCAAAUUCCGGACGAGACUGUGGUGCAGGAUUGGAGCGCGACUCAGCCGAAAGGCACUGAUGGUCUUGCGCACCGCCAAUUAGGGUUCAGCGAUGAAAUUCUGGCAAUGAAGUCCCCGUUUGAACAUGUGACGGCGAGUCUAUACCUCGCACUAUCACCGUGUGCGAAUGACUUCCCAGUCGAAGGACUACUGGCGGAGCACCUAUCACCGCUGCUUCUUACCUACUACCCGCCGCUCAAGGGUGUCGUACUGUCGUACACCAACGCACGGAUAUCGAACGGACCAAAUGGAGCAGGAGACGGCAUUGCGCUCGGCCAGUCCAUCGACGAGUACGCUGUUACAUUUCUGUGGCUUACGGCAGACUUUCUACUCUUUAAGCCGAGUAGAGAUGCUUACCUUGAAGGCUGCGUCAACUUGCAGAAUGAGAGCUUGUUGGGCUUAAUUUGCUAUAACUAUUUCAAUGCUGGCAUUGACCGCUCGCGACUACCCACGGACUGGAGUUGGAAAGACAACGAUGAUGUGGAAGGGGUUGCGAAGUGGGGAAGACAGCCAACCAAUGGGCAUUGGGUUGAUGGUGAUGGUGUGAAGGUGGAGGGGAGGCUAGCAUUUCGUGUAAGGGAUUUCGAAGCUGUCGGUGGAAGUGAGCUUGGUGCCGGCAGCGUCAACAUCUUAGGGACGUUAUUGUCUGAUGAUGAGGACGGGAAACUGGAUGAUGAGGAAAGGCAGCAGGGUUUGGUCACCCGUCGGUCACGGUGAUCCAACAUUCACCACGUGCGUAGCCGAAAUGCGCCCUGCCUAGAACCAAGGUGUGAUACAGAAGGCAUAAUGCGAAAUCUUUCUUGCACUCGAUG
Molecule: messenger RNA, 1400 nt
Organism: Baudoinia panamericana UAMH 10762
Lineage: Eukaryota; Fungi; Ascomycota; Dothideomycetes; Mycosphaerellales; Teratosphaeriaceae
Exons: 1
Coding region: 34-1305 (423 amino acids)
Biological process (GO): DNA-templated transcription initiation
Cellular component (GO): RNA polymerase I complex
Source: RefSeq, a predicted model, not a curated record